Messenger RNA from Lactuca sativa (garden lettuce), 483 nucleotides. RefSeq lists its product as uncharacterized. NCBI's taxonomy places the organism in Eukaryota, Viridiplantae, Streptophyta, Magnoliopsida, Asterales, Asteraceae. The record is from RefSeq and is a predicted model, not a curated record.
AUGAGACUAACCGUUGGAAGGGAUCCAUCUGAUAUUCGAAAAAUACGUCAUUUUGCAAACUGGCUUUUGGAUAUAGGAGAAGGAAAAGUUGGUGGUUCGAACGAUGGUGAAGCGAUUAUUGAUGUUUCAGAUGAUAUUCUCAUUAAUGAUCCACAUGAUCAUAUAGGUUCAUUAAUUGAGUUUAUAUAUCCUUCAAUCUUGGAAAAAUUCAACGCUACGAGUUAUUUUCAAGAAAGAGCUAUACUAGCUCCAAAAAAUGAAGUUGUCCAACAAAUCAAUAAUCGUUUGUUAGCAUUGUUUCCCGCAGACGAAGUAGAAUAUUUAAGUUCAAAUACUCUUUGCGAAUCAGAGUUUGUUCAUGAUCAGUUUGAUCCCAAUUUAUACUCCCCGGAUAUUUUUAAUGGUCUUAAAGUAUCAGGUUUGCCAAAUCACAAGUUAAUUCUAAAAAGUCGGUGUUCCAGUUAUGUUACUAAAAAACAUUGA